GCUGAGUUUGUAUCACUGAAGCAACAGCCCCUUUAUGUGUUGUUUUGUUACCAGGAAGACAGCAGAGCAGGUCGGAUAACGUCAGAGGACCUCAGUAGGAAUGAGAUCUACUCUUCGACUUAAAGCCUGAAGUGAUGCCUUUAAUAUGGCCGAUAAGGGUCCGUUUUUAACCUCAUGUGUGAUUUUCUACCUGUCCAUCGGAGCUGCGAUAUUCCAGAUUCUCGAAGAGCCAAACUACAAAUCAUCUACAGACGAAUAUCUCCUUCAGAAGAAAAUCCUCUUGGAGAAGUAUGCCUGCUUAACACAAGAUGGUCUGGAUGAGAUUUUGGAGAUAGUGUCAGAGGCCGCGGGCCAAGGUGUGACCAUCACUGGAGACAACCAUCGCAACUCAUGGGACUGGGUCAACUCUGUCAUCUUUGCUGCCACAAUUGUCACCACCAUAGGUUAUGGUAAUGUUGCCCCCAAGACUCAAGGUGGCCGUGUGUUCUGCAUCCUGUAUGGUCUGUGUGGGAUCCCUCUGUGUCUGGUAUGGAUAAGCGAGCUGGGUUCGUUCUUUGGUGACCGGGCCAAACGUCUGUCCCAGGUUAUGAUCCGUAAAGGCGUUUCAGUGAAAAAGGUGCAGUGGACCUGUACAGCCUUAUUCCUGUUAUGGGGGCUGAUUGUGCACCUGGUGAUCCCUCCAUUUGUUUUCAUGUCUGUGGAAGGAUGGACUUACCUGGAGGGCCUCUACUUCUCUUUCAUCACACUCACAACAGUUGGUUUUGGAGAUUAUGUGGCAGGUGUAAAUCCAGACAAGGACUACCCCAGACUGUACAGAGUGUUUGCAGAGAUAUGGAUCUACAUGGGCCUUGCCUGGCUGUCUCUGUUCUUCAGCUGGAACGUCCACAUGGUUGUGGAAGCUCACAAGGUGCUAAAGAAAAGAAGACACAAGCACAAACACGGGGAACCCGAGCCUGUAGAGGAGAAGCACAACCCAAAAGUAAGGCCGUCUGUCAUCGACAUCUUCAACUUCCUAUCAGAGAACGACGAUGACAACUACAACACUGUCAUCAAGGAGAUCGGAACCACAGCAAGUAGAAGAAAGUCCGCAGACAACAUAAAUCGCUCCAAGAGCUGCAGCGACAUCUUGGCCACCGACAUCAAGGAACUGGAUCACUCGCCUCGGCACAGACGCAUGCUCAGCAUCAGUGAAGUGUUCAUAAAUGCAAAGCCUGUCGUGGACAAAGGCAAACACGAGGUGAGUCCUAUAAUACAAGAAAGCAACGAAGAGCCUGAACCUGCAGAAUGUGCGAGGACGGAUAAUGAGGAGAACAAGGACAGUUGGACAUUUGAUUCUCCAGAAUCUGCUGGUAUCACUUUCACUGUGCCUACCGAAGAUGCUACGGAAAAGGAAAGUGUACAGCUGCCUGGUGGUGGGGGAUGUAGGUUUACAAUCUCCAAGGUGGCAGAGGAAGUUUCGUCAAUGGAUAAAGAUGAAAAAGGAUAAAAGAUCUUUUCUAAAACAUCAUGUUCCUUUUCCAAAAUUGUGGAAAUAAUCAGACUGUGCUGUGUGAAGGAGUUUAUAUGAAAAUAUUAUAAAUACUGUUGUGUAUCAAGAAAGCAAACUUUGUGAAAAUCUUACUAAAUGAAUGUUAAGACGGUUUCCUGCUUUAAAAUGACAUAUGCACAAUGAGCCAGUGAGCCAAGAUUACUCUUCUUUU
This is a messenger RNA of Sebastes umbrosus (honeycomb rockfish), 1700 nucleotides long. Its product is annotated as potassium channel subfamily K member 5-like. Gene Ontology annotation, biological process: potassium ion transmembrane transport; stabilization of membrane potential. The coding region runs from base 146 to 1486 and encodes 446 amino acids. Gene Ontology annotation, molecular function: potassium ion leak channel activity. The transcript is spliced from 5 exons. Gene Ontology annotation, cellular component: membrane. The record is from RefSeq and is a predicted model, not a curated record. NCBI's taxonomy places the organism in Eukaryota, Metazoa, Chordata, Actinopteri, Perciformes, Sebastidae.